Molecule: messenger RNA, 3616 nt
Organism: Capsicum annuum
Lineage: Eukaryota; Viridiplantae; Streptophyta; Magnoliopsida; Solanales; Solanaceae
Product: pentatricopeptide repeat-containing protein At3g26540
Exons: 3
Coding region: 202-2292 (696 amino acids)
Biological process (GO): RNA modification
Molecular function (GO): RNA binding; protein binding
Source: RefSeq, a predicted model, not a curated record
GGCUCAUUUUGUGUUUGGCGUUUUAAAUUGUUAAGACUUAACUUUGCUCAUAUUUUUGUGCUUAACCAGACCUUGUCUGCAUAGCAUUCACUAAAAUCAGACAUGAAAUAAAGGUAAAUGGCAAUUCAAAUCAAUUACAGUUUGAGUCUGUAAACUGAAUAGCAAGAGUUCAAUUUUCCAUGCAACAACUUGCAUUGUUGCAUGGGCAUAAACGCAGCCUCCGUCCUUAACCACAUCAUCAAUGGCGAACCCACCACCCCCAAAUUGCCAAUAUUAUCUUCUGAAUCCAAAGCCUUAACCGCCACAAUCAUCAACCAUCUUCGUUUAGGCCGACUUGGGAAAGCCAUCUCCGUUUUAUUCUCGGCUCCAGUACCUUUCCCUUUUGCUCUCUAUGCUCAUCUCUUCAGAAUUUGUGCAUCACAGAAAGCUAUUGUCGAAGUCCGUAAAGUGGAGUCGCAUUUGGUCAGUUUUGCUCCAACCCCUCCUGUAUUCUUGCUAAAUCGAGCUAUUGAAGCGUAUGGUAAAUGUGGGUGUUUGGUUGAUGCACGAGAGCUGUUUGAUGAAAUGCCCCAAAGAGAUGGUGGGUCUUGGAAUGCGAUGAUAACUGCUUAUUCACAAAAUGGGUAUGCUAAGAAGGCAUUGGGUGUUUUUUCUGAUAUGCAUAAGUCUGGGGUUUUCGCUGCUGAGGUUACUUUUGCGGGUGUUCUUGCUUCGUGUGCGUCUAGUUUGGCAUUUUGGGUUUCUAGACAGGUGCAUGCGCUUAUUUUGAAAUAUGGUUUGGGUGGUAAUGUGAUUUUAGGGAGUUCGCUUGUGGACGUGUAUGGCAAGUGUAGGAGUAUGGGUGAUGCACGGAGAAUGUUUGAUGAAAUUGAGAGGCCAAAUGCUGUUACUUGGAAUGUGAUUGUUAGAAGGUAUCUUGAGAUGGGUAAUGGAAAAGAGUCUGUCUUUUUGUUUUCCAAAAUGAUUAGUCUUAAUGCGAGGCCGAUGACAUUUACAGUCUCGAACGCUCUAAUUGCUUGUACUUGUUUUGGUGGAUUUUGUGAAGGAAUUCAAAUUCAUGGAUUCAUUAUCAAGAUUAAUUAUGAAGAGGAUGAGCUGGUUUCGUGCUCUCUGAUUGAUGUGUAUGCUAAAUGUGAGGAUUUAGCGUGUGCUCGCACAAUUUUUGACCUGCUAUCCCCUAAAAAUUUGAUUCAUUGGACUUCUAUGGUGUCAGGAUAUGCCAUGAGUAGGAAAACCAGGCAAGCAAGGGAUCUUUUUGAUAGGAUGCCUGAACGCAAUAUAGUUUCAUGGAAUGCAAUGCUAGCAGGAUAUGCACAUAAUUUACAAUGGGAUGAAGCAAUGGAGUUAAUAAUUUUAAUGUGCAAUGAUACGAGGGACAUUGAUCGUGUGACUGUAAGUUUGAUCCUAAAUGUUUCUGCACGGCUUUCAGAUGUUGAAUUGGGGAAGCAGGUUCAUGGAUACAUGUAUAGGCAUGGUUUCUACUCCGACUUGGGUGUUGCCAAUGCGCUUCUUGAUAUGUAUGGGAAAUGUGGGAACUUGAGAAAGGCUAGAGCUUGGUUUUACGAAAUGAGUCAUUUCCGAGAUAUGGUUUCUUGGAAUGCUUUGUUGAGUAGCUAUGCUCGUCAUAGGAUGAGUGAAGAAGCUUUAGUAAUUUUCUGGGAAAUGCUAGGAGAGGCGACCCCUAGUAAAUUCACUUUUGCUACUCUCUUGGCGGUUUGUGCAAAUAUUUUUGCUCGUGAACAAGGUAAACAAAUCCAUGGGUUUAUGAUUAGAAAUGGUUAUGAUUUGGACAUCGUGAUCCGAGGAUCUUUGGUUGAUAUGUAUUCCAAAUGUCGUUGUCUUGACUGUGCACUGAAUGUUUUCAUUGGGACUCCCGUGAAAGAUGUUGUUCUCUGGAAUUCUCUGUUGCUGGGAUGUUAUUAUAACAAACAAAGUGAAGCAUUAUUGAAAUUGUUUGAGGCGAUGAUGGAGGAUGGGGUGAAGCCAGACAGUACUACCUUACGAGCUGUACUGCUUGCAUGUAUUUCUCAGGGUUAUGUGAAAUUGGGUGGACAGUAUUUCAAUUCACUUAGUCAUGAUUAUUUUAUUAUACCACAACCGGAGCAUUAUGAAUCGAUGAUAAAGCUAUAUGGUCUGCAUGGAUUCUUUGAUGAGCUUGAAGAUUUUGUUAAGAAGAUGCCAUUUCAACCCACAGUCCCUAUGUUAACAAGGGUUUUUGACUCUUCCAAAGCACACAAUAACACGAGGUUAGGAAAAUGGGCUGUCAGACAUCUUAAUCUUCUAAAGGACUGAAAUUUUCUAUUCCGUUCUGCUUCAAAGUUAUAGACAAGAUCUAACUUGUAACAAGGUUGGACAAAGCAAUUGUUACUAGGACAAGUAGACACAAGCCUGCUUAUGCACUUUGGAACUUUUUCAGUGUGCCAAAUUGCUGAAUAUUGCUCUGGGACAAAAUAUUUACUGGAGCCAAAUACUGCAGAGAAGCAGAUCUCUAGAAAGUGCUUGAACUGAUAAAUAUGUGCAUUAUUCGAGCACAACAAUAUUUUUAAACUGUAAUACGUUGCUGUUUAGGUGGCCGCUGCAUAAACUCCUAAUGUUAUAAUCAUUUGUGGUGGCUUUGACAUUUGCAAGUUUCAACAAUGAAGUGGUUGUGUGCAGUCAUAACUUGAGUGGUCUCGAACAGAUAAUUGGGAGCUGAUCUUUCUUUUCCUGGCUUGUUUAUUGGACCUGGAUAACAUGGAUAUAUUUCUAAGAACAACUUUACAAGAGAAUUUAAAGUUGGGUAAGGAUCAACAACAACAACAUACCCAGCCACAAAGUGGAGUCUGGGGAGGGUAAAGUGCACGCAGUCCACACCACUGCCUCAGAUGAAGUAGAGUGUUGUUUCCGCUAGACCCCUGGCUCAGGACAGUUGGGUAAGGAUAUAAGAACAGAGUUUUGGAGUACUUCCAGCUUUACUGUGACAUUAGCUUAUUACCUACUCAGGUAACCGUCUGGACAGAAGCUGACUUUGACCAGUGAAGAAAGGAAAUCUAUUCAAUCAAACAACAGAUUUGAGGUCAAUCCCCUGGAGAAAGUGGAUCUAAUAUUCUGACAAGGUUGCUUCAGAGAAACUGCACAUCAGGCUUUUCACUUGAGCAUGGUAGAACUAGUCUAGUGUGAUCAUGGGCGAAGAGACUGGUUCUUAAUUAAGAUAUGAUGUAAGUUAAGUAUGUGAAAGAGCCAUUCUAUGUGGAUUGGACUCCAGUUGCUGCCAUUGAGCCAGCUAACACGACUACCCAAGACAGAUGGGUGAAAAUAUGAUACUGGAUUGGGUUGAGCUGACUACAGGAGGACCACAUACAAGCUCAUCGUAGUCCUGCAGGCUGCAAGAAGUAGAACAAGGCUGGCUGAUCAGAGUAAGUCUAGUUCUAGGUCAAUUCGGAAGGUAAACAAUAGCAAAUACAAGGGCAUCCUGGAAUUACAAAUCUACUAUAGGUGAAAGUGAAGAUCUUAAAAUUUUGUUUUGUUAAUUUAAGCACUAGCCCGUUUAUAAUGAAACAUUAUACUUUGGAUAUUUCAUAGUUUAGGACAGCCAAAUUGGAAGACAAAGUUUGUUAUCAUACAUAUCUUUCUCAUU